Molecule: messenger RNA, 3289 nt
Organism: Zerene cesonia (dogface butterfly)
Lineage: Eukaryota; Metazoa; Arthropoda; Insecta; Lepidoptera; Pieridae
Product: G-protein coupled receptor Mth2-like
Exons: 8
Coding region: 171-1415 (414 amino acids)
Biological process (GO): cell surface receptor signaling pathway; G protein-coupled receptor signaling pathway
Cellular component (GO): membrane
Molecular function (GO): G protein-coupled receptor activity
Source: RefSeq, a predicted model, not a curated record
CGCGUAUCUAUCACGUCACAAUACUUAUUCUGUUCACACUCACACUCGGGUCACAUUCAGUCAAAACGUCGGCGUAUGCGCAAGCGCGAGACGUAUUUAUCGCGGUUCUAACGUGAAAAGAUAUUGAUCAUUGUUUUUACAUGAACAUGUGCUGAUAACAAUAAGUGAAAAUGUUUGAACAAAGUUACUGUUACAAGUUUUAUAUUACUUUAGCAUUUUGUUUAGCGUCAGUGAACUGUUAUUCAACAGAAUCGACAUGUUGCACAGAAGAGAAAGGGAUAUUAAUGGAUGGUUUGGAUUACUGUGAACAUCCAACUGAUGGAACUUAUACACCUUUAGAUCUUGAUUGCAAUACGACAGAACACUAUUUUUUAUCAUAUUUAAACAUAUCACUGGCAGAGGAUGGGUCUCUCGAGAUGACUAACGACGCCAAUAUUAGAAUAUCGGCAGGAAGGUUCUGUAUAGCUGACAGGACGGUGAAUGACUCGGAAGCUAUGCUGGUGCUAUGUAAUGAUAAUGUGGAAGAGGCGAAUGGAAACAACGCCUACAUCUCCUACUGCAUGCUUGUAUCCGUCGUGUUUCUAUUUCUAACUGCUAUUGUCUACUGCAUAUUACCAGAAUUAAGAGACAUGCAGGGGAAGAGUAUUAUAAAUUUCUGCAUAAGUUUAUCAUUCGCUCUUUGUUUGUUCAGCGUGUCCAACCUUGUGAUUGCGGAAAAUAUGAUGUCUUGUACUAUUCAAACAUUUUUCAUAUACUUCUUUUUUAUGGCGAGCUUUUUUUGGACGAAUGCUAUUUCAAUACAGAUUUUCCAAGCGGUAAGGAGGCCCGUCUUGCUUGACUAUGGUUGGAAAAAAUUCUUUUUCUAUGCCUUAUAUGCAUGGGGAUGUCCUGUCCUUCUUACAAUGUGUAUGGCUAUUGUAAAUUUUCAUCCCGGAAACCACCAUAAACCAGGAAUUGGGAUUUAUACCUGUUGGUUUAGAGAUAAGUAUCAGCAGUGGUACUACAUGUACAGUGUUAUGCUGAUCAUAUUGCUAGUAAACUUCGCGCUCUUCAUUUACACAUGUAUAUGUUUGUGGAGGCAGUCGUUUUCGUCGACUAACAUCAAAGCGAUGAAAUACAAAACUGCAAUGAUGCUGAAGUUGUGCAUUGUAAUGGGGUUGCCAUGGAUAUUUGAGAUGAUCAGCACUUUAACGCAUCCGCAUAUCAUUUGGACUAUACUGGACAUAUUUAACGUGUUGCAAGGGCCGUUGCUGUUUCUCAUCCUUGUGGUGUUCCGUCGACGAACUAUCAAAGCGCUUUAUAAGAAAGGCUACCUGGAUUGCAUAUCGGGAAUGGUUGAAAAGCACUUGGCAGUCGCUGAAGAUGACGAAGAUGUCGUUGAACAUACAACCGGAAUUGCCUUGGAAGUUAAAUAGAAUCUGAUUAUACGUAUACUAUAUGGUUAGAGCGACAAAGAAAACAUGAGAUAUCCAAUCCAAUAGAUACAUAACUUCGUACAAAUACAAUGCCCGGAACAAUUUCCUUACAGAUUAAUUAUUAUAUUUGGUGCUGGUAACACAUAUUUUAAACCAUGGAGUAAGUUGGUCGGAAAUUUUGAAGAAUUAGUAUUGUCACGUUCCAUUGCAUUAUUCUUGUAUUCGUUACUUAUGAAAAAAUGUGUAUGUACAUAAUAUAAACAUGCAUUGUGUGGAACAUACAGAUUUGAUAAUAUAAUUAUAUUAUUAUAAAAUUCGACAAUAUUUAACGUUUCAACAAUUUUUCUAAAAGUGUGCAUUAUGGUAAUUACUGUGAAUAAUUUUUUGCAUAGCUAUCCCUAACUUGAUUAAUUCCGUGGCAAUAACAUAACGACUGUGUGAAACCGUCAAGACAACUAUAAAUUUAACAACGUAGGUAAUAUACAUCAUAAGUAAAUCCACAUCAUGACGUUUCUAAAUUCUAGUCUACAUAUAGUUUAGCCAGAACAUAGAUUUGUAGUUUUCAUGAUUUUUUUAUGAUACCGUCAAAUGUCAAUACUUUAAUUUUGGUUAGAACGCGUUUUCCCUAGUUAUAACUGGUUGUAACUAAAUGCUUUUGUAACAAUCAGUUCUAAUUUCUUGAAAAGGCUCAUGGACAGUGCUCAUCUUUUGCUUAUUGCUAUUUUUAGACUUAGUUGACAUACCGUUCUAAAUUAAUUACACUGUGAGCACACCACAGAGUAGCUAAUUCUUUAGUCAUACUUAUGAUGAUACUGUGCCACACUUCUAUUUCACGGCCUAAGUGAAUGAAUUAGUUUAUGUGGUGGUCUAUUUUGUUUGAUCGAUCUAUUUCUUUGUACUUAUUAAAAACGCAUUUUUCCUAUAUUUGUAUGAAAAAUACGACUUUUUUAUUCGUUAUAUUUUGUAUAUGUUCAAUAUAUCGUAAUAAACCAAGUAGACACCGGAGUUUUAAUAAAUUGCGGUAUUGUGGUUCCCACCCAGUAUAAUACCUAGUCAAAAAUAUGUAUAUAUUAUAUAUACAAAUGUGUAUAUGUAUAAAACUUAUAAAUACUUGUAAGGCAUUUAAGAUUUGAUAUACUUGAUAAUUAUGCAAAGUCUGAAGAGAUAAGAAGUUUCUUUAAAUUUUAUUUAUAGAACUAAACAUUUCACAAUUUUAUACUGUGUGUUUUUAUAUUUUUAUAGCUAGCUAAUAUUUUAUACAUAAUGACACUGUAAUUUACAACAGGCUAUAAGUAUAAUUCGUAAUAAUAAUCUUUAUUUUUGAAUAAAAAUUCGAUCGCAUUUUGUCAUACAAAAUUGUAUUUCUUAAUGUAACUUUUUUGUACUUAACAGUUAUGUAACUUAACAAUUUUUAAUAGCACCUCUACCUAAAUUUAGAUAACUGAAGAAGCCCUUUUCACAAAUAGUAUAAUGACGUAGGUUUAUGUUGUCGCAUUAAGAAUAUGUCACUAAAACCGUUAAAUUGCAAGAACUGUUAUAAGAGCAUUGUAAUAACUAUUAUAAUAUCACUAGUGAAAUUGUAAUAUCACGGCUUUGACAAUAGAGCUGCGACAUAUAAGAACCUUUAAAAUCAGUCAGUGGUUUAGGAGUGAGGAGAUAGAUACUACUUUUGCAUUUAUAUUAUUAUAGUAUUAAGGAUUUAGAUACUGAUAGUCUUAAUCAGAUCUCUUAAUAAAUUAAGAAUUGCAUUUUUAAUUGACGUUUCAACCUAUCUUAUAUUUUUCUGUUUAUAUUUUCAAGGUGUACCUUGUAGCAUAUAAGUACUUACCGUUGUUGUUUCCUAUUAUUGAACGUAAUAAAAUAUCUUUUGAUUA